AUGCUCGCACACUCGUUGAAGAAGCACGCGCCGGGCUACCCCAUGCUGGCGAUUGCGAUUGAGGGCAUGCAAAAGCAGCACCAGGAAUUGCUAGAGAAGGCCGGCUGGCAGCUAGUAUUCGUCCAGAAUUGGGAAGACGAGUAUUGUGCAGACGAUUGCAAUCAGGAGUUCAUGAGACGUUGGCAUGACAGCUUCGAAAAAAUCAACGUCUUCAGGCUUGGCGUUGGCAAGGUGCUCUUCUUUGAUGCUGACACCUACGUGUUCAACGGCCGGGUAAACGAACUGCUGAAUUCGACAGCGUUAGAUCCAGGCCAAAUCGCCAUGGCUCCCGAUGGAUGCAAGAGUGAGUACAAUAGUGGCGUGAUGCUGUUCCGCCCCGAUCUAGCGGUCUUCCGCCAGAUGCUCGAGCUCGUCGUGAACCGCAGUCGUGAGGAGGUGCUGGACCAGAACAUCAUCAACGCCGCGUACGCUGGCAAGAUCAAGGAACUGGACCGGGAAUUCAAUUGCGUGGACAUUAUGGGUGUUCAGCCUGGAGUGCAGCGCCACCACGCGUGCCAGAAGAAGUGCAGCGCCAACGUUGUCGUGUCCCACUUCACGGGGCACCCCAAGCCGACCGCCGCCAAGAGGCGACUGUUGGCCUCGGUGCGCCGGCCAGAAUCGCCGAAGACCACCUGCAAGAACACGAACUUCGGAUCGUGCAGCAAGUGGUCCGACUACUACUGUGACCUCCAGGCGCACAGAAAGACCCUGUCCAAGAACCUGCAGGGCUGGCUCCGGCAAACGGGCGGGUGCUGCCACACCCCCUACAGCCCGCAGACCGACGACGAGUCGUGCCAGGACUGCCCAGCCCAGCUGCGGGUUGCCGGCGAGGCUCCGUUCCCGUACGCCGCGACGGGGUCGUUCAUGAGGAGCAACAUCGAGCCCACCAGCUACAACGGCGGCAAGCCCAUCUACAUCAGGGCGAUGCAGAGCCCCUCGGAUACAUCCACAUACCUCUACUACGUUCAGAAGCAGGUCUUGUGGAUGGUGGGCCCGAACUACACGAGCAACCAGCCGCACGCCUUCGCACUGGUUGACGCAGGGUGCCCCAGGGACGUGGGAAGGUGGCACGCCUACAUGAACAAUACGUGGACGCAGGUGAGCGGCGUGAGCGUGGUAUCCGAAGAUUCGGCCGACGGUCAGCAAACACACAUGCUGUGGGACCCAAAGCUUCGCAAGUGGGUGAUGGACCACGGCGUGAAUUUCACUCACGACGAGGAUUUCGAGGGGCACGGUCACGGCGUGAGGCCUGGAGUGCUGCCCGAGCGGAGGGAGAUCACCGCUGCUGCGCGCGAGUGCUGCUACAGUCAAGGCGGGAAGAAGAGGACGUGCUUCGAUGAGGAAGAGGAGGGCACGGAGGACGAGGACGAGGACGAGUACGAGGCCCUGUCCAUGAUGGAGGGCCCCCUGUCCGCGGCCGUGCGGGGCAAGGGCCUGGCGUACGGAGCCUCCGUGGGUUUCGACUCCGCCGGCAACUCCGUGACGCUGGACCUCUGGGAGUGCACGAACGUGCGGAAGGCCUUGGAGGCCGCCCUGGACGUCGUGCGCACGGCCGCGGAGGACGACGGCGCGCUCUCCCCCUUCAACCUCGACAACGCCCGCGGCUCCCUGGUGCAGCCGCCGGGGUUGCGGGCUGUGGGGCACACUGAUGGCACGUAUCGAGCCGAGGCCGGCCUCCAGGAGGCGAACGCCCAAAAGCCGGGCGCGAGCGGCAGCCCCGGCUCGGAGCCGGCUGGGGGGCCGAGGUGGGGCAUCGCGGGUGCCAGCCUGAAGUCGGGCGCGUCCCCCUACAGUCAGGUGGUGGACCCUGUCAAGGCUUUCUCAGUGGUGAUGGGGAUCCGGGAUAGGCUCGUGCCCCUCGAGCUGCUGGAUGAGCUCCGCGCCAAAGUGUCGGGCCGCGUCCGCGAGGUGGAGGGCGAGCUGAGCGCGCGCGGCGUGCGGCUCGGCGUCGGCAGCGCCGCCGGCUUCCACGAGGUGUGCCUCCGCUCCCCUGGGCGGCUGGACGUCCCGUGCGGCAGCGGCGUGGUUCCCGACAGGGUGCUCGACGCCGUCCAGGACGUCGCCCGGCGAGCGCUGGACCGAGGCGACGGCGUCCGGAGCACCUGCGUGAACGUCUGCCUCGUCCGCGGCGAACCAGGGUGCCCGCCGCAGAUCUGGCACUCCGACUCCACGCACCUGUCGCGGGAGCACGAGCCGCCGUCGGUGUUGAACGCCAUCCUGGCGCUCUCCGACGUCGGCCCUGACGACGGGCCUACCGAGGUGCUGCCCGGGUCCCACAGGCCGGGAAUGCCCCAGCUAUGA
Molecule: messenger RNA, 2340 nt
Organism: Prorocentrum cordatum
Lineage: Eukaryota; Dinophyceae; Prorocentrales; Prorocentraceae
Source: the annotation of a GenBank genome assembly